AUGCCUCCCCGAAUACAAAACCAGCUGGUCUCGGGCUCUCUCCUCCCUUACCUCUCCUCCUCUACUUCCUCGUCCUCUUCAACCUCUUCCACAUGUAUCUCCAAGCUCUCACAAUCAUGCUCCUCUCGUCCCUUUUCCUCCUCGCCCGCCGCUCAGACCAGACUGCGGAAUGAGAUGUUCGCGUGGAUCAAUGGCGAAGGUGCUGCACUGAAACAACACACGCCAGGGCGGACGAAUUACAUUACCCGCCUCAAGAGCAACGCCGGCAAUCGGCCCUUUCCUCUGAACCCUAAUUUCGUCAGUGAGCCCAUACUCGGCGAGGAGCUGCGCAAUGAGAUCCACCGGCGGGUUGUGGACAGAAAGCAGAGUGUGCGUGCCGUCAGUGUUGACCUUGGGGUGGAUAUGCGGCGAGUAGCAGCCGUUGUUCGGUUAGUAGAAUUAGAAAGGCGAUGGACACAACAGGGGAAGUCGCUAGCAUUGCCAUACGCUCGUGCAGUCCACGAGAUGGUCCCAGUCACAAACAUCCGCAAUGACCUGGACGCUCGACCCCACGAGUCAAUCAACGAUCUCCCCGUCCACCGCCUCACCGAUCCCCAGAUCUUCUACCCCGUCUCCGAGUCCCGGCAAUUCACCCGUGUUGACGCCGGUCGCGUGUUCUCCGCCGCACCCGCCCUGCCACACAGGGAAGUCGAGCGCGACGCGGCCUCCCCGGACGAGGCCAUCAGCAAGAUCACGAAGGACCCAUCCCACAUCGAGCGCGUCGGCAAGGGCGACGACGAGCAGCAGGUCCUCCAGCCUGCGGAUGUGCGCAUCCCGCACCCGCACCUGGUUGCCCACGAGCGCCAGAUGCGGUCGAAACCCAACGAGUUCCGCGAGAACAUGAAGCUUUACCGCGAGCGGCUCCAGCAGGAGGCGGAGACCGAGCAGGAACGCAAGAGACUCGCCAAGGAGCGCGCCGAGCAGCGGCUCGUCCGCGUGCAGCCUGAGUCCUCGCGGUUCGAGUUCCGCAUCAAGGAUGUCGUUGUCAGUCGCGAGACGACGGGCACGGAUGGUCGUGGUGCCCUGGCGCCCGGCCGGAGAUACGGUGUGCCUACAUACGAUCGCAAGAAGGGACAGAUCAAGAUCCCUACUCGCGUGGAGGUCUAA
This is a messenger RNA of Aspergillus viridinutans, 1146 nucleotides long. RefSeq names its product mitochondrial 37S ribosomal protein mS45. Gene Ontology annotation, molecular function: structural constituent of ribosome. Gene Ontology annotation, biological process: mitochondrial translation. NCBI's taxonomy places the organism in Eukaryota, Fungi, Ascomycota, Eurotiomycetes, Eurotiales, Aspergillaceae. Bases 1 to 1146 code for a protein of 381 amino acids. Gene Ontology annotation, cellular component: mitochondrial small ribosomal subunit. The transcript is spliced from 2 exons. The record is from RefSeq and is a predicted model, not a curated record.